Messenger RNA from Striga hermonthica, 1218 nucleotides. NCBI's taxonomy places the organism in Eukaryota, Viridiplantae, Streptophyta, Magnoliopsida, Lamiales, Orobanchaceae. The record is from the annotation of a GenBank genome assembly.
AUGCUGCGGCAGCCACCGCCGCCGCGACUAUCAAAGGCUGCCAUCAAAGAAGAAGGUAGCGCUCAGGUUGCACCCUUCAAAUUCCUGCUUCCACAAGAUGACCAGAUUAUUGGUGGCCGCACAUUCUACUUGAGGAGGUGUAAAAGGAAGAGACCAACAGAGAUAGACUCUCUAUCCGAUGAAUUGUUGAUGGAAGUUCUUGCUCGCAUCCCAAUUGGCCAAGAUAUUUAUGAGGCAAGGCUUGUUUGCCGCAAAUGGUACCAUAUCAUUCACACCCGUGAUUUCAUGCGCUUCUACUUACAGCACGCCACUUAUGUACUCCUAUUCAAAUGUACAAUUCUUGGGUCAUUUUUAAUGCUCCCACAAGGAGGGGCCCGAGUCGAGAUUUCUAGGUUGAGGUACAAACGCAAGCGUCCUAUCACAAGUAGUUGUAAUGGAUUGUGGUUAGAGAAUCAGGUAGGGGAUAGAGAUAAUCUGUAUGCCAUGAAUCCGGCAACAGGCCAAGUCGUUCUUCUCCCUCCACUUGUGAAGCGUGUUCAAGUUGGAUUUCAUGCAAUUGGGUAUGUGCCGGCUUCCAUGGAGUAUAAAGCGGUUGUAUUUUGGCCUCAGAGUGCAUUAUGCGAAAAGAGGUAUUGUUAUAUAUUAAACGUUGGAGUUGAUAAAUUAUGGAGGAAAGUUGAAUUUGAGUUCACAACACCAUUGCGAAAGAACCACUUGAUGAUUUCUGAAGGUUUCAUGCAUUGGACACAUCCCCCUACCAACGAAGUCUUGACUCUGAAUCUGGAGACUGAAAUUUUUACAGAGACCCCUGGCCCUCCCCCUGUAGCUGGAACUAGGUAUGUAGACAAUAUUUACCUGUCGACUGGAAGGUAUCUGUCGAUAUUGCGUCGUUCUGGGGAUUAUUCGUGGGAGAUUUGGGAGAUGAGUCGACCGGAAAGGGGAGAAUGGAGAAAGAAGGCAGAUUUUUCAUUGGAGGCUCACAAGGGAAGAUUCGAAGAAUUAGGUAUCCUACAUGAGGAGUUUUUAACCCCAGUUGGGUGGGUCAAGUAUUCAGAGUUGUUGGCCCUGAAGUGUGUUGAUGGUGAGCACCCGAAUGUUGUUUUUUUAUACAAUAUUGUGACGCAAGAAUUCGAUAAAAUGGAGUUACCUUUCUACAUAGGAAUGUGCAAUACUAUGGUGCAUAAGAGUAGUUUGGAGUGGUUGGAUGCUGCUGUGUAG